Messenger RNA from Alternaria burnsii, 2370 nucleotides. Its product is annotated as glycoside hydrolase family 55 protein. The record is from RefSeq and is a predicted model, not a curated record. The coding region runs from base 1 to 2370 and encodes 789 amino acids. Gene Ontology annotation, molecular function: polygalacturonase activity. The transcript is spliced from 5 exons. Lineage: Eukaryota; Fungi; Ascomycota; Dothideomycetes; Pleosporales; Pleosporaceae.
AUGCGCUUACCCUCCUUGAUUGCCUGCCUCGGUGCAGUCGGUAUUCAGGGUGCUGCUAUAUCCCGGUUUAGCAGACAAGUAUCAAAUGAUACUGAGCCUGCAUCAAACAUAAGCAGCAUCCAAGGAAUUGCUGCUAUCACAGAUGGAUACUGGUUAAAUGAUCUCUCUGGCAAUGGAAGGGCUGCCUUCAACGGUAAUAGCGCUUACAAAGUCUUCCGCAACGUCAAGGAAUACGGCGCGAAGGGUGACGGUGUUACCGAUGAUUCCGAUGCAAUCAACCGUGCUAUUUCCGACGGGAACCGUUGCGGUCCCGGCGUGUGUGACUCGGCCACUGAUUCCCCAGCCGUGGUCUACAUCCCUUCUGGAACUUACCUCAUCAGCAAACCCAUCAUCUUCUAUUACAUGACACAACUCAUCGGUAACCCUCGAGGUCUCCCUGUUUUGAAGGCUGCUCCUACUCUCCAAGCUCUUGCUCUCAUCGACGCUAGUCCUUAUGGCAGCAACGGUAACGCUGGCUGGACGUCAACUAACAUCUUUCUACGACAAAUCCGUAAUUUGGUCAUCGAUGGCACCGCUGUUGCACCUACCAAUGGCUUCCAGGGUAUCCACUGGCCUGCCUCGCAAGCUACAACUAUCCAGAAUGUCAAGAUCCGCAUGACCCAGGCGUCAGACUCGGUACAUGCUGGUAUCUUCGUUGAGAACGGAUCUGGUGGCCACAUGGCUGACCUUGAUAUUGAAGGUGGUUUAUAUGGUAUGAACAUUGGAAACCAGCAGUUCACCAUGCGCAAUGUCAAGAUCUCCAAGGCUGUCACCGGUAUCUCUCAGAUCUGGGACUGGGGCUGGUUGUACUCCGGUCUUUCAAUUAGCGACUGUGGAACCGCCUUCUCCAUGAGCAAUGGUGCCGCCGCCAACAAACUCGAGGUCGGCUCUGUUGUCAUUAUCGACUCUGAGAUCACCAACUGUCAGAAGUUUGUCGAUAUGGCGUGGACAAGGACCAGUCAGCCUAUUGGUGCUGGCCAGCUGAUACUCGAGAACAUCAAGCUCAACAAUGUGCCAAACGCUGUUGUAGGCAACGGAGCCACUGUCCUCCCAGGUGGAACGCUCACUAUCCAAGCUUGGGGUCAGGGCAACAAGUACGCUCCCAAUGCGAACGGUCCAGAGAAAUUCCAGGGAAACAUCUCUCCUGUCGCUCGACCAGGAAGUCUUUUGGAUGGUGGCAAGUACUAUUCCAAGUCGAAGCCGCAGUACGAGAACCUCGGUACUGGUGACUUCAUCAGUGCUCGUGGUAGUGGAGCCACAGGUGACGGUCGUACCGACGACACCAGGGCUGUACAGGAUGCCAUCACCAGGGCCGCUGCUCAAAACAAGGUUCUCUUCUUCGAACAUGGCGUUUACAAGGUCACAAACACCAUUUACGUCCCGCCAGGCUCCCGAAUGGUCGGUGAGACCUUCUCUGCUAUCAUGGGCUCAGGUGCCACAUUCGGCAACAAAGACAGCCCUGUACCCAUCAUGCAGAUUGGCAAACCCGGCGAGAGCGGUCACAUCGAAUGGUCUGAUAUGAUUGUGCAAACCCAAGGUGCUACUCCAGGAGCUAUUGUCAUCCAAUACAACCUCAACAGCGACCGUGGCUCCGGCGUCUGGGAUGUUCACACCCGUAUCGGAGGUUCCAAAGGUACCAAUCUGCAGGUUGCUCAAUGCCCUGCCACUGUUGGAUCCGUCAAUCAGCAAUGCAUGGCUGCACAUACCAACGUGCACGUUACCAAGGGCGCGAACGGAGCUUAUUUUGAGAACAACUGGUUCUGGACAGCAGAUCAUGAUUUGGAUGAUGCACGAUCCACACAAAUCUCCAUCUUCACCGGACGCGGACUGCAUAUCGAAGCGCAAAACGUGUGGCUAUGGGCUAACGGCGUGGAGCAUCAUGCGCUAUACCAGUACCAAUUCAACGACGCAUCGAACAUCUUCGCGGGCUUCAUCCAAACGGAAACCCCGUAUUAUAUGCCCACACCUGAUGCCUCGAACCAGCCCUACGGCAGGUCCGACGCUUUCUCGGACCCCGUCUACCCAUCUGGUGCAUCAGCCUAUGGUCUCCGCGUGCUCAGAUCCAAGAAUGUGCUCAUCUACGGUGGCGGCUUGUACUCCUUCUUCCGCAACUACAAUGUCGGAUGUUCAAGCGCUGACGCACCAAAUGGGUUCCGCAACUGCCAGAGUCGUGUCUUCUCUAUCGAGGGUGCUAGCAGUGUGCAGGCUUUUGCACUGAGUGAGGUGGGUAGCGAAUUUAUGGUUACAGUUGAUGGGGUCGACAAGGCCAAGUGGAGUGACAACCUAAGUGUGUACUCGAACACUAUCGGGUGGCUCGGAUACGGAUUCUAG